AUGAUGUCCGAUCUUCCUUUCGAUUUAGUCGAGGAAAUACUUUACAGGGUUCCAGCCACAUCUUUGAUACGAUUACGAUCUACUUGCAAACGAUGGAAUGCUUUGUUCAAAGAGCGCAAAUUCACCCAGAACCACUUACGUAAAGCAGCCAAGGACUCUAUGGUUCUCAUGUUAAAGGAGCGUAGGGUUUGUCCAGUGAGCGUCAAUCUUAAUGUAUCUCCUCCGUCUAUAGAGUUUCGAGAUUCCCUUGGCCUAAAUGAUUCCCACUCUACUUAUGAACAAGUUGAUAUAGUCAAAGUUUGUCACUGUGAUGGUUUGUUGUUAUGCACAACCAAUGACAAUAGACUCGUAGUUUGGAAUCCGAGCUUGGGGGAAACCAGGUGGAUCCAACUCAAAGAUGAUUACAAGAGAUACUACAACUCCAAUUUCACGCUAGGAUAUAUCCAAAACAACGAAUCUUGCCGUAGCUACAAAAUCUUGUGGAUAUAUUGUGAGACAGAAGUUUGGAGGUUUGAAGUAUAUGACUUUAGCUCUGAUUCAUGGAAAGUUCUUGAUGACAUCAAUCACAAAUCCUCCAUCAUAAUAGGACGUGGCCUGUCUUUGAAGGGAAAUACUUACUCCCUUGCGUUUGAUCUUGAAGAAAAAUCUAAAAUGUUGUUUAGUUUUGAUUUUGCAAGAGAAAGAUUUAAUCGUUUGUGUCUUCCGCAUUUCCAAGAUGUUCGUCAGAUGGUUCUAUCAGUUGUUAGAGAAGAACAACUCUCGGUAUUAAAUUGGAACCGUAGUACGUCAAAGAUGGAGAUAUGGAUAACUAAUAACAUCGAUACUGAAGCUACGCUGUCGUGGAGACUGCACUUAGACAGUACUCGCCCUAAUUGUCCUGUUCCAGUUAUCUUCUCAAGUCUAUUAUUCGACGAAGAGAAAAGAGUUGUCUUGUGUUGUAAUGUAAUGAUAAUGGGACCAGCAAGGACAUGGUAUGCAUUAUCGGAAAGGACGAUAGACAUUACACAGAAAUCCCGUAUGUGUUUGGUUCAAAUCGACAUUUCCAGUAAGGUAGAUUGA
Molecule: messenger RNA, 1059 nt
Organism: Camelina sativa (false flax)
Lineage: Eukaryota; Viridiplantae; Streptophyta; Magnoliopsida; Brassicales; Brassicaceae
Source: RefSeq, a predicted model, not a curated record